UAUUAGUAUUAGUAUUAGUAUUAUCUAGGUAAUUUACAGUACCAUACGAGUGCUCUCCUCUAACUUACUUAUCCGCGCCAUCCCGCCGCAAUGGCUACCAAAAAAGAUUUCGGUCAUUUUAUUCUCGCCCUGCCAGUAUCUGCGUCGGCACCUUCAUUAGAUCUCGCAUUCCCCCCUUACAUACCUGACUGACAUCUUACAUCCUUAUCCUUUGUUUACUGCCUUGCCUGUGUAUUUGUGGCAGCCUUUAUUACAGUUUGAUGCCCACCAAUACCUUACUUGUUUGUACCUUGCUUCACUAUAUUUAUUCAUUUAUCUAUCUAUCUAUCUAUCUAUCUAUCUAUUUACGACUGUUCUUCCUCUGUACUUUUCCGCUCAAUAGCCAGCCCGAGUCAGACGAGAACGAGAACAGCCAGCAGCACCGACAGUCCCAGCUCCCGACCCGACCUUCCACGUCGCAUGUUGCUCAAUCUUGCGGUCUAGAGGGAUCAUACUGGUCAUAUCAGAUCCAUCCAUACCUUACGAGCCGGCACAUUGGGUGGUCAAGGCUUGCUCGCGCACUCGCCUUCGUCUUCGCCUUCGCCCUCACCUCCCCCCCCUUGUUCCUUCCGCUCCAUUCCUCCCUGUCUCACUCUCCCCGUUCCGGUCAGAACAUUCGCUCUUACUCGCUCAACUCGUCCAGCCAGCCCUCCUUUGUACAUACCAGCCGGCCAUUUCCAAUCCAUACAUUUUCCUCUUCUCUUUCUUCUCUUCGUUCACUUCUAUUUUCGUCAACUUCCAUUGUCCGCCACUCUCACCGAGUCACCUCUUUGGGCGGCCCUUUGUCACUUUCCUUCCUGGCCAUUCAUUGAUUGCACCCGACAUCGUAGGCGACGAAACAACUCGCCCUUCCACUCUUUUCUGUACUCGCUGCAGUCAAUUGGUUGUAGAACGUAGACAAUUAUCGGGUUUUGGAUAGGGUAUCUAUCGCGAGACACAAUAGAUUCACUCAUUUCGCGGAGUUUACGAACUCGAGCAAGAUCCGCUUUUGGAUACGAUCCUAGAACGUACCCACACAUAUCCCUCGACACAAAAUUUGACACAGGGAAAGGUUCCGCAGCUGGACUGGGAGGAUAUAAUAAUAAUGGCAUCAGAUGCACACAAGAGGGGCAGGACGAACAGCAUCGCAGCGGCGAACGACCAUCCAAGUGCUUCAUCCAACAACGAUGGAUCGAUGACCUCUCAGCAACCGCAGGAUUCGAGGUCCCAAGGCGCCCUCGAGAUACAUGUCGUUGACGAGAGCUAUGACAUUACACAAGGGAUCAAGUCGGGAGGCAGCCCAUCGCCGAGGAAUCAGCCCAGUUACGAGCCGAGUCCAGCAGAGAAGAACUCAAGACUGAGCGACCAAAACUAUGCUCCUAGCCAAGCAGACAGAAACUCAAGAUCAGGUUCCACGAAAAUCGCCUCGAAAGCAAUGGAGAGGCAGACAAGAGUUGUAACACGCCCCCAGCCGAUCUCGAUAGAACCGCCAGUCACGAAGGCGACAUUGAGUGAGUUAGACGUGACCAAGAUCGUAAACAACCCAAAACUGCGUCACGAUAUCAACUUCGAUCCUGAACUCCACUUCCGCCCGAAUCUGGAUGGUGACAAGGGAAGGAGGAAGACGGAAAAGGCCAACUACUUUUGGGAUACGAUGCGAGUGCAACUGCAAGCCUUCCUCACAAAUCAAGAGCGCUUCGAAAGAGAACUCGGAGACUCAGAAUGGUGUUUACCUGCAACCUUGAAUGCCAUUCGAGGAAUCUUGGAGACUCUGGUGCCGCAGCGAGACAAAGCUUCUGUAGAAGAGACUUUCAAUGUUGAGCUACUCAUGCAGCAAUUCCGAAUGGGGGUCGCUGAUUUGGUCAAGCUUGCGUUGUGGCUAUCUCAAUUGCUCAAAUGCCACUGUGCUCCUAUGAGGGACAACUGGGUUGAUGACAUGGUCACCCAACUUAGUCAGGGAAACCAAACGGGCGAUGUUAAUCUGUUGGUAGCCGGCAUGAAGAACUUACUCGGUGUACUAGAGGCUAUGAAACUGGAUGUGGCGAACCAUCAGAUCCGGUGUCUCAGACCCCUUUUGAUCGAUGAUACGGUUCACUUCGAGCAGAAAUUCUUCAUGAAAAAAAUAGCUUUGGGUAGAGUUGAUAUUGGUGGUGCCCAUUCAUGGUUUCGGCGAGCGAGCAGCUUGCCAGAAGCAGUAUCGAGCAGCACUUCGAUGAAUUCACAGACCUGGGAUUUCAUGAAGGCAAUGGUUAAUCUCACACUGCCGUCCAAAGCCGAGCUGUUUCCACACACAUUUCUGUUUGACGAGGAGCGGUUGAUCAAGUUACGCACGGAUAUGCUUGAUAUGGUCAACCUCGAGAUCUGUUUGCAACUUUACCGCAAUCUGGAGGCUCAAAACAGGUCAUAUCGUGACGAUACGCCAACGACAUCUGUAUCAACACCAUGUGAUCGAGCCGACUCUCCAGGUGACGAUCUAACGUACUCGCAGCCCACAAUUCCAUCUCUCCAUCACUUCGAUAUGUCUCGAUCCAGUCGUCAAGACCACUGUCACUCCCUUCGUCAUCCUCUCGGAAGGCAGUCGUGGGUCCCAGAUAUCGAUGGAAGUCGUACCGGCUCAUCUGCCUGCAGUCCACGGUCAUCACCCUCGUCGACAGCUUCCACUCCUGACACCCUUCCACCUACCCCACUUUAUCUUACGCCUGUAACAUCAGAUUCUGCGUCAACAUCCCAACUCCGAAGUUCUCUUCUCGCGAUUCUGGCCUCAUCGACAUCAUCUAAUAAGUGGGAAGCCCUCUCGCCUGAUCUCGCCCUUCAGAUUCUACGCCACACCUCUACAUCCCUUAUUCGCCUUCCACAGUUCGAAACUCGUCUAGCUUUCCACGUCUCCAAUCCUCGGUCCAAGCUGUAUCAGGAUGCGGAAGAAAAGGUUCUGAGAAGCCUUCACACCGAUUUGCAGAAGCUUGUUGAAACCUAUACGCCUCUUUCAAGUCUCCAAAUUUUCGAGGCUGCUACAGCCCCAAGAGUCAUUCCCACCAGUGCAGCCGCACCAAGCAAUGGCUUUAAAGAAGACAUUGCUGAGAUGGCCACCCGGAUGGCACACAUCGGAAUCUUGCAUUGGAGGGUCUGGGCACCGUUAGCCUACCUUGUUGAUCCCGAUGCAGAGGAGGAGCAAGCUGCCAAUUCUGACCGAGCCAAGAGCGUGCCUUGAAAGCAGCUUACUCAAUCUUGUUCAAGAGCGAAAGAGACCUGCGACAGAUAUUUAUUUGAGAGAAGCCAAGCCGAGGACGGUGAAAGCAGCAAAUCAACCCACCAACAUACUUCAUGGAAGUUUUAGGUGCCGCCCUUUCAAACAUCAUUGAUAGGAGACAAUCAGGGAUGGAAUACUUGCAAUAUGGCCCUAGCCAAGGAGAGAGUGAGAGAACGAGCGUCGAACUGUGAAUAUGAGAAUGGGUGGUGAAACGGAGUAUCGGUAAACGGAUACCCCACAGCUUUUGACUGGGAAUUUCUUUUUUCAACUUCCUCAAUUUGCUACUGGUCUCAUAAUUUCCCCUUUCUGAUACCCAUACACCGUGCGAACAGUAUUGAGCGCGGGAACAUGCCCUACUUGUAAUACAACACUCUGCUUUUUUCUGCACGGCAAUUCAUCAUUUGGCUCGGUGUGUUUGGGUUCCAAAAACUUGCAUGGAUAUUGAUGGAUUGGUGUUUUUUGAAAAUGGCACGCGCGUGGAGUUUAUUUCCCAAUUCAUCCCUCGAUAUUGAUUGCUUGCAGGGCCUUUAGGUCUGCAAUGGAAUGGAGCAUUCGUCUUGAUUUUCAUUUGUAAUAGCGGGCGGGACUUUCUACUUAUUUUAGAUGCGAGGUGGUCUCUAUGUAUUUUACCUUCCGCUCUGGUGUCCCAGGACAAUUAGAUUUCCGGUGGUGAAGCUCUUUCAUCGGCGACGAGUGGGAGGAGCUUUGAUAUGCUAUGCUAUGCAAGGUAUUUAUUCAGCUGAGAAAGAAUGAAUAACAAACAAAUAGUCAGCGAUUAAAUUUAAAA
Cadophora gregata is the source of this 4052-nucleotide messenger RNA. RefSeq lists its product as uncharacterized. The coding region runs from base 1124 to 3226 and encodes 700 amino acids. The record is from RefSeq and is a predicted model, not a curated record. The transcript has 3 exons. NCBI's taxonomy places the organism in Eukaryota, Fungi, Ascomycota, Leotiomycetes, Helotiales, Ploettnerulaceae.